Auanema sp. JU1783 is the source of this 1113-nucleotide messenger RNA. Lineage: Eukaryota; Metazoa; Nematoda; Chromadorea; Rhabditida; Rhabditidae. The record is from the annotation of a GenBank genome assembly.
AUGUCAUCAGAAACUCCACAAGUAGAGAAGAAAUCCAGCUUCGCAGGACCACGUUCGGCCAGGAUGGAAGCCAAGGAGGUCACAUUCAAGUUUCCCAUUCACUCACAAUCUGGUGCUUCAGCAGAAACAACUUCAAACGAAAGUGAACGUCUAAUGGAGAGUGAUGAUGAAGGAGGAAAUAUUCAGAUUGAUGUUCCACCCAGAGCUCGGAUGGGAAGAAGAUUCACUCUAAACCCUUUAAUAUUUGCCAAAGAGGAACGAGAAGCUCGUCGACAAUCAUUGGCUCAAUUAAAGCUCAGUUAUUAUCCGAAACAUAUGAAUCCAGAUUCAUAUGAUGCUGGAUUGGGCUUCUGUGGUUGGCUGUUCAUGUUCAUUUCAUGGAUUCUCGUCUUAUUAUCCUUUCCUAUUUCAAUUAUGUUCUGUAUCAAAGUAGUUCAAGAGUAUGAAAGAGCAGUUAUCUUCCGAUUGGGAAGAUUGAUUGGUGGAGGAGCCCGUGGGCCGGGUAUCUUCUUCGUCUUACCAUGUAUAGAAUCAUAUACGAAAGUGGAUCUGCGUACCGUCUCCUUCAGUGUUCCACCUCAAGAAAUUCUGACAAAAGAUUCUGUCACGACUUCUGUUGAUGCUGUUGUCUACUACAGAGUCAGCAACGCGACUGUGAGUGUCGCCAAUGUUGAAAAUGCUCACCAUUCCACAAGAUUGCUAGCUCAAACGACUUUAAGAAACAUGCUGGGUACACGAAAUCUCGCUGAAAUCCUCUCGGAUAGAGACGCUUUAGCUAUCUCCAUGCAGACACUCCUUGAUGACGCAACCGAAAGCUGGGGAAUUAAAGUUGAGCGAGUCGAAAUCAAAGAUGUUCGUUUGCCCGUUCAACUACAAAGGGCUAUGGCAGCAGAAGCAGAAGCAACUCGAGAAGCUCGAGCAAAAGUUAUCGCUGCUGAAGGAGAACAGAAAGCUUCACGAUCUUUACGUGAUGCUGCAAAUGUUAUCGCUUCAUCUCCCGCUGCUCUACAGCUUCGUUAUCUCCAAACACUUAACAGUGUCGCAGCAGAAAAAAAUUCGACGAUCAUCUUCCCACUACCGAUGGAAUUGAUGAGACACUUCAUUGAUUCAUAG